UUGGCUCCGGACCAGGCAUUUCCAUUCAUUUCAAUGAGGAGUUUAGUCAUGAUGCCGCUCUGAAGUCACGUCUGUAAACGAGACGCGUGAGCUUGGUGGGUGACGAAGGGUGCGAAAGGGGCGUGCUGGAAGCAAACAUCACAGGCUACCCGAUCCUUUUGCUACGGUUCCUGCCUCGCCAUUAAUCCUACGUCUGAACGAAGCGAGGCUGUCCUGUCUUACCGCCCCCCCCCCUCCCUCGCUCCUUUACCGGGCGCCAGAUGCACUCCGGUGGCUGCGGUUGGAUCGUCCGGAUGUGAUCUCCGCGGAUCCCCGGGAGCAGAAAUGAAAGCCGCACUGCCAUAAAGGAGCGUCGAGUCUCCGCGUCGGCCCCUUUUCAGUGGAGCGCUGACUUUGACCGGCGGAGAGAUGAGGAUUCCUCGGACCGAUUUAGCCUUGACAUUCUGGCUAUUCAUAGAGGCUAUAGAGGCCAAAAAGUACUGCUGGUAUUUUGAAGGUGGCUACCCCAUAUACUUCAUAUGUCGCUCAUACGAGGACUGCUGCGGGACUCGCUGCUGUGUGAGAGCUCUGUCCAUCCAGAGACUCUGGUAUUUCUGGGUGCUGCUGAUGAUGGGCGUGCUGUUCUGCUGCGGCGCCGGCUUCUUGAUCCGUCGAAGGAUGUACCCGUCGUCUCUGAGAGAUGAGCCUGCCUUCAACGUGUCCUUCACCAGACACGCCGUCACCACGCCGGUUUCCCAGCAGCCAGGAAGCGUGCAGGGCUUCAGCGUGAACGGGAUGACGGCCGGUGACCCAGCGCUCGCCAUGACGCACCCCGCGUACCCGCCGCAGCCCGGCUCCGCCCACAUGAUGCUGGCCUCUUACCCGCCACCGCCAUCUUACUGCAACCACCCACCACCGUCCUAUGAACAAAUUUUCCACAACGGGGACAAGAAGUAACAAUCGCACAAAAAAAAAAAAAAGGGAAGAAGGAAGGCCCGCUGUUUGUUGGACCUUAACUGUUUGUCUGAGAACACCGGCACCCCGCCGUUUGUUGCCCUGAAGAAAGGACUAAAAAUAAAUAAAUAAAUAAAAACGCAACAGGCACAGCAAUCUAGAUGCAUGGUCACAGCUUCAUUUGCAUUCACCACUUAUUUUCUCUUCGUUCAAGUGGAUCAAGUGGAUUCACACUCACCAGCUUCCUUUUGCCUCCCAGCUGCACAAUGUAUAAUGCCAACAAAACGGGAUGCCAUUUGAUUCAAUGAAAACUUUUUUUUUGUUUAUUUUUUAGUAUUUUCAAAUGAUCUGUCGCAAAGAUAAAUAACGAGAGAAGUUUUGUUGAAGGCCGAUGUACAGAUACGAUUCGACUUCAGCUACUUCCAUGACGGCUUUAAUAUUUUGAGGAGUAUUUAGAUUUUUUUUUUUUUUCACGAAUUCAAAAAGUGUGAAAAGUAAAUUCUGACAAGGGAUUAGCACUUGCAGUAAGUUCACUACGUUGUGUUUGGGACAAAUGGACCUGCCACCAAACAGCAAUACCCCACGACCGUCUCGACAACUUGACCAAUUAAGUAUGUACUGUUAAUCAGAAGCUAAUGCAUUUAGCUAACGCUAAUCUUCACGUCCAACAAAACCUUUUGUCUUAGAGGUGACAACAAUGGCAUUAUAUGUGGGGUAGAUUGGAAUGUUUACAAAUGAGAGUUUCACUGUACUGCAGUCUGGCCAUUGCUUGAAAGUAGCUUUGGAUCUUCCUCCAGAUGAGCAAGUUAUGACAUGUGCUGAGAAACUGGUGUUGACACACUUGGUUUGUGCAGGAACUCUAUUGACCAAACAAUACACGGUCAAGUGUCCAUAAUACGUCCCUUUUUCAGUUACCAAAUAUGGUUCACUUCCCAAUACAUUUAUUACAUUGUCGUUAAGACCGGCUCAUGUUUGUUCCCAUUUCCCCUGUUUGGAGAAAAUGUAAUCCUGAAAUGAUUGCCUUCCCUUUUUAUAGUCCAUUCAGACUGGACAAAAAGCCUGAACACUGACAAACGCCACAUCAAUUAGGUGUGUCACAGGGACGUGGUUAAGUUCCUCAUUUGUUUUCUUUCAAAACUGGACUAACAUUCAUUGAUUCUUCUUGUCCCAUUUACAAAACACAAUAAACAGACUUGAACCACAAUGGCUUUUUGGGGGGUAAAAUUUAUUGCAAAACAAAUGUUACAUUUUUUUUCAGCUUAUACAAUAUUAUUACAUACCGGCUGGUCAAACACGACACGUUUUGGAUAAAAACACAGUGAGGGACAACAUUUCAUGAGAAUGAGGCAUUUGUGUGCAUUCAUACGCUGUCGGCCUCAACGACUUUUGUGUUAGGAGCAGAAUAUAGUUUAUAGUAUCUCUUCUUUUUUUAAAAAAUUCAUUUGCAUGUGACUUUUCGGAACUAUUUGUUUGCAAACCUUUUAUUUGGGUGCAAUAUUUUACUGGGCAAAACAUUUUAAUUGAAUCAUCGCUGAAAUAGUUUUCUUUUGUCUACAUCUAAGUACUAAGUUUCUGUAUUUAUUUCUUUUUUUAAAAAACGCUAUUGUCGGUACUUUGAGAGCCGAGUGUUGUUUGAGGGUGUACUUUUGUAAAAACUUUGUGAACCACUACUUCUGCUGAAUAACAACGCUGGAUGAAUAAUUCACGAGCCAGUUUGUGUUUUUGCCACCAUUUCAGAGGCUAAUUAUUUCAUUUCUGGGUUGUUAGCAAACACGCAUUCAUGUGUAUGGCUUCUUACUAAACACACACCCC
Messenger RNA from Hippocampus zosterae (dwarf seahorse), 2745 nucleotides. It is a transcript of the gene vopp1b, whose product is annotated as VOPP1 WW domain binding protein b. Gene Ontology annotation, cellular component: cytoplasmic vesicle membrane. NCBI's taxonomy places the organism in Eukaryota, Metazoa, Chordata, Actinopteri, Syngnathiformes, Syngnathidae. The record is from RefSeq and is a predicted model, not a curated record. The transcript is spliced from 5 exons. The coding region runs from base 409 to 936 and encodes 175 amino acids.